Diprion similis is the source of this 952-nucleotide messenger RNA. Its product is annotated as caveolin-3-like. The transcript has 3 exons. Gene Ontology annotation, biological process: caveola assembly. Gene Ontology annotation, cellular component: caveola. Bases 343 to 909 code for a protein of 188 amino acids. The record is from RefSeq and is a predicted model, not a curated record. Gene Ontology annotation, molecular function: molecular adaptor activity. Lineage: Eukaryota; Metazoa; Arthropoda; Insecta; Hymenoptera; Diprionidae.
GUAUUUGGAGCGAAGAGCAACGCGAGGUGGCAAAUAAAUAAUUCACAGUCACACCUGUAAUCGAUUUGCAGUAAACCAAUGUUAGGUUUUCAACGACAAGCAACAUGGGUUGUAGUUUAAUAGUGACUCGUUGAUUUCUAUCGUAUUUACGAUAUCCUUGCGCCACUUACAGUCAUUUAUAAAAUCAUACUUGAUGUACAUACAUACAUGGUACUUUUCACUGAAAUCGUCAACUACAACAGAAUAAAGAACUGAUUUGUCCUGCUAUAAAAUUUUGCGAGUAACUAAGGCGUCGAAAUAUUAGUAAAGAAUGGCCUGAGCUUCUGAUAAUUUUGCAGAAUAAUGGUGCUUGCAACGCAUGGAACGCAGUCGUUCGGGCCCUGGUUUCGUUCGUUCAAAAAUUCGAAGUUACUUCCGUUAGUAUCCGGAUUUCACGUUGCAGGCAUGGAGAAACCGGACUCUUCAAUGGGCGGCGGAAGCGUCAUCGAACUCGAAGAUCGCGAUCCAAAUAAUUUGAAUCAACAUCUUCAGGUAAUGUGGGACGAUGUGAUCGGGGAGCCAGAUGGUAUCAGGAGUCCAGAGUGCGCUUGGAGAUUGAGUAGCCACUGCUUCCGGCUUUCGAGGGGUUGCUGUUACGUAUUCCUUUCGGUUCUCGUAGCGCCGCUGGCAGCCCUUUGCCUAGGCUGUACCUUCGCGUGUCUGGCCUUUGAGCACAUUUGGUGCAUUGCUCCUUGCCUUCGAGUUUGGAAAAUCACCUGCGCAGCAACGAGGAACUUCUGCACGGCCACUGUUCAGGCUGUUGUUCGUCCUUGCACCGAAUCUGUCGGUUAUCUAUUUCACAACGUUCGAAUUAUGAAUCAGAGGUUGCCAGAUGGACCGGAUAGAAAGGACGAUAUACUUAUUAUUUAAAACGAAAUCGAAACAGUAAGAAAAAAAUACGGAUAAGACAAAU